AUGGACAGUCGCCUCCCUUUUCCCAGAAUCAACUACAUGCUUGGCCAGAAUUACUAUUAUGUGCCUCAGUGCACAUGGGCCUACGAAGACUGUGUUGGCAUGCAAUGGCCUGGCCCGUACGGCUCUGCGAUUGAGAACGUACUCUAUACUCUGAGCGAUCCUCUACAGACCGAGAACUUGACCGCUUGUCUUCUCAGAAACCUCCAGCCCUGCGGGCCGCCGACCGAUACGGUGGAAUCCAAAUUGCUGGCCGAAAACUUGGCUAAGAUGCCAGCGGAGAUCUUAGACAACAUCCUUGCCAUGAUGGGGAGCGACCUGCCACGUGUUUCAUCCUAUCUUCUUCCACAGGCGAUUUGGAAGGAACAGCUGAAAGCGGGCUCGAAUGGUCUUCUCCCGUGGCUAUGGGACAUUGAACCAGAUUUGGUUGAUGAGAAGGAUGCUGAGGCAUACGGCGCCGGCUUCGAGUGGGAUUGGGAAUUGUUGGUUCGCCAGCUCACUCGGGGCGUUGACUUUGGAGUCCGGCCCGAGAUCCCUAAAGACCAGCCCAUAGGAUGGCGUUUCAAGGAUUUUGCCUCGACUGGCUACCAUUCCGACCUCGAACAUGUGCCUUCCGGGUUACACAAUCGCCGCCGCAUUUGGCAGCUGCUCGAAGAGAUGUUUGUUGGUGAUGGAUUACCCUGGCCCAGGGAAAACGAACCCGUUAAGGAGAGGCUCACGCCUCUUUUUUGGGACAAGUCUGGGCGCAUCUUGCCCUCCCCAAUCUGGAUUCCCCUGCUUGAUUUCGGAUAUGAUAAGUCCCAUAACGACCGAGUUUUUCAUAGACGGCUUGGGGGUGAAGUCUACCGAGUAGAGGGUCUAAGCAAGUAUCCGUUGCAGUACUGGCAAAAGCAGGGCGACAAAAGCAGCGAUACAGACAAAGCCACUUUCGAACAGAGUGCGACGGUGCAAGAGAUUUACGGCGUUCUGCGAUCACUGGGCUAUCCUGUUUGA
Colletotrichum karsti is the source of this 990-nucleotide messenger RNA. RefSeq lists its product as uncharacterized. The record is from RefSeq and is a predicted model, not a curated record. The transcript is spliced from 2 exons. NCBI's taxonomy places the organism in Eukaryota, Fungi, Ascomycota, Sordariomycetes, Glomerellales, Glomerellaceae. The coding region runs from base 1 to 990 and encodes 329 amino acids.